UAAUGUCAUGGUAUUUUCCUCCCCAAAUCCAGUACAUUUUAAUUAGAUACGAUGCUAAAUCAAUAGAUUUUUCAGGGCAGUUUCGCCUCGAGACCGGGCCACCUAAACUUGGCCACUUGGCAAAGGAUUACACCAUCAUCGUCCUCGAAAAUAAUUGUGUCAUUAAAAGCAUUUGUUUUAUUUUAUCUUUAAGUUUCUUUUAAGACUCGAGUAAUAAAGGACUGAAACUUUAUGGGUUAAAGUGUAAUUAUGCGUAUUGAAUAGUAUAUGUACGUUCGCUGCUUCUGCAGCCGCGCGCAUAAGCUGCCAUCUGCGAGUUCUUCGUCUUCUUCAAGUCUUAUCCCUUUCAGUCGUCCUUCUCUCCUUUCUUCCCUUUGAUCUCUGCAGCACGCUAUGUGAGCGGCGCAUCGGAGCAGAGGCAGCAGGCUAACAGUGGGGAGGGGCAUCGAUUGAUGACAACAAGGCCACAGCCGGGAGCCGAUCGCCGGAAGAGGAGCCCUAGAAGAAGAAUAGGCGCAGGAGCCGGAGGCGGCGGAGCAUGUCUUCUCUGGUGCUCCCCGGCCUGGGGCUGACCGACCACCUCGUCCCCUGUUCCCUACACCGCCAAGAUCAGGCGCCGGCGGCGAGGAAGAGACCCAACUCCAUCUUCUCGGAAGAGGAAUCCGACACCUCCAUCGGCGUCGAAUCGGAGGAGGAGGAGGAGGAGGAGGAGGAGGAGGAAAUGGAGAGCAAGGAAAGCGAUGGGGCUUUCGGCUCCUUGGAUGCCCUAGAAAACUCCCUUCCCAUAAAGAGGGGCUUGUCGAAUUUCUACUCCGGGAAGGCCCGAUGCUUCACUAACCUAGCGGAUGCGGCCAAUGCGAACGUAGCCGACCUCGCGAAGCGGGAGAACCCCUUCAACAAGCGGCGGAGACUUCUCCUGCAGGCGAGAACAACUUCCUUCAGCUCGCUCAUCGGCUCGCCUACUUCUCCGCCGCCGGUUCUCUCGCCGGACGACAGUCCCGUAGAAGUGGAGGAGGAGGAAUCCUCCUGAUCAUCAUUAAUCAACAGGACCAAAUGAUGUCGAUUUGGUCUUUUUCUUCUUUAAUAAUAAAAUUUUAAGAAAAAAAAAUUGCGAGGGUGGAUAAGGAUCAGCAGAAGUGGGGAUCUUAUCAUGUUCUACUUCCAAACCUGUUCGGAAGGAUAAAGAACGAAUUCUUAUCUGCUCCUCCUAAA
Molecule: messenger RNA, 1212 nt
Organism: Zingiber officinale
Lineage: Eukaryota; Viridiplantae; Streptophyta; Magnoliopsida; Zingiberales; Zingiberaceae
Exons: 2
Coding region: 539-1030 (163 amino acids)
Source: RefSeq, a predicted model, not a curated record